UCUAUUUAAGCCUAAAUUGAUGGUCUCUAGUUUGCAUGUUAAUUCAAGUUCAGCAGUUUCUAAAUCUUUGAAAUUUGUGUAUAUCCACCUGCCUGCUCAAGGUGCCUUUUCCCCUUCCACCUAAAGAACAGGUACCUUAUGAAUAAUGCUGUGCAUGCCCCAAUACACUUACUGGGAUCGUGUCAGGAAUGCUGUUGAGCUGGUCAUGUCAAUGUGGGUAGAGUCUUAAUCGCUUUCAUUGCCCCUCUGAAAAGACAACUUCCCCGCUCAUCUUUUGCCAAGGCAUAAAAUUAUGCCACUUGUCACACAGGUUCUUUGUGGUUGGUUUUGGCAAGCGUAUUUGCUCCCAAUCUAUGAUAACCAGAAACUUCUAUGCUUAAACUCUGUAUCGUUUUCUUUUUAUUUUAACAUCAUCUUAAUAAAAUUCUUAAAACUGGUCAUGUCAAGAUGAGGGUAUAAGCACUAGUUCAGGUAAUGUAGUGGAAUACCAAAUAUGCUGGUCUGGCAAACGUUAAAUAUAUAUAAAAAUACCUAGUCAAAAUAUUAAUGCCAGGCAAAUAAAAUGUGAUCUUAUUUAUCUUUGUCUUACGAGUUUCCGCAGAUGGACCAAAAGCUCUCUCAGCUGGUCGAGGACCUCACAACCUCAGGAGAGCCUCAACUGAAUCCAGAGAAAAUGAAAGAGUUAAAGAAAAUCUGCAAGUCUUCAGAUGAACAUAUUAGUCAUGCGUAUCAUCUACUGAUGACACAGCUGAAUCAAGAACAUGCAGAGAUACGCUUCUCAGCUUUUCAAAUUGUGGAUGAGCUCUUCACCCGGUCACAUCAGUUUAGGACGUUAAUUAUUUCAAAUUUUCAAGAAUUCUUGGAGCUCACAAUUGAAACAGACCAUGAGCAGCCUCUUCCCGCACCAAAAGAAGUAGCACAAAAACUGAAAAAAACAGCCAUUAAAUCUGUACAAGCUUGGCAUGAAAAAUAUGGAGAAGCUUACAAGAAACUUUCCCUAGGAUACCAUUUCUUAAAACAGAACAAGAAGGUGGAUUUUCAAGACGUAAAUGUCAGAACUCUGGCUGAAAGGAGAAGGGAGGAGGAGAAGCAGAAACGAUUAGAUAACAUUUACAAAGAGAAAGCAAAAAGAGCUGAAAAAGAAAUGGAAGAAAUGUCCCAGGAAAUCCAAGACACACUGACAGAGAUGGAGAAUUGUUUCCGGCUUUUGAUGCCAGAUCCAUUUGACUUCACUGUGAAUGAUGCAGAGUUAGACCCUGUCACGGAGAGGACUGCUAAUGAGGACAAACCUACUUCCUCCUUAUCCAUGCAGAUAGCAGAUCGCCAGCCAUCUUUGCUUGGACACAUGGAUGAUGAACAGCCUUGUUGCAGCAAGGACCUUCCUUCUGUUUCCCCAUGUCUAAUAGUUGGUAGAAACAGGGACCUGAACGAAGAGUUGGGGCUGCCUGAGCAAAAGGAAAUAGACAGAGGGGAACGUUCAGAAGCUGAAAUAAUUGCUUCUGCUGCCACCGAUUAUGAUGACUAUGAAACCUUUGUUAGGAACCAUGGGCUUGGUUCUCAUAAAUACACUCUCAACCUUGAAAUCUCCACAGAUGUGAAGGUGCGUGAGAAUGAAGACAAUACUGCCAUAAUAAACAAUAUCAUAGAUGCGCACAAACUCAUCAGAAAUAAAUUCUUGCCAUCUGUGCAGUCUUGGAUUCAGUUGUUCACCAGAGCAGGAAUAAAUGAUGAUUGUCUAAGAUGUGUCAUUGAUUUUAAGAAUAAAUUAGAGACUGCUAUGGAGAAACAUAAGGAAAUGAACAUUGACUAUAAAGAGAGGAAAAGAAAAGUGAUGAAAGUCUCCGACAAUGAAGAUGAUGAAGAUGAAUUUGUGGAGGUCCCUGAGAAGGAAGGUUAUGAGCCCCACAUUCCAGACCACCUGCGUAAGGAAUAUGGGUUGGAGCCCCAAUCAUCUCCGAAAGCAUUAGCAAAAGGAAUGGUCGUGAGGCCAGCUUUGCUGAGCUCCCAGUCAGAAAGGAAUGAAGAGGAACUUGAUCCAACCUGUGCCGCUGCAACGUUGAAGCUUAUCCGAGAUAAGCUACCUAAGUUACCAUCCCUAAACACCAGUGCGUCUGCAAAUCCCGAGCCAGCAGCUUCAGGAGAGCUUGACAGUGAGACAGGAAAACUAGAAGAAGAAAGAGCUAAAGCUCCUAUAAUACCCUUUGGAUUAGAUCUUUACUACUGGGGACAGGACCAGCCAACUGCUGGCAAAAUUCUCAAAUUUUCUUCUCAACAUCGAUUUUGGGCACCCAAUGAAAUGGAGGAAGAGGUGGAAAACAAAGAAGUAGCCGAAAUGUUGAAAAGUAGAUGCAUAACUUUUUCUGGCAAGUUUGAACCGGUGAAACAUAGAUGUCGAGCUCCGAUGCCUGACGGGAGACUAUGUGAAAGACAGGAUAGGGUUAAGUGCCCUUUCCAUGGGAAGAUAAUCCCUCGGGAUGAAUCUGGGAAUCCUGUUAAUCCAGAGGACAAAAUGAGAGAAGAAAAGAAGAGGUUUGAGAAGCAGGCAGAACAGCCAGAGUGGCAAGACCCAGAAUUCAUGAGAGAGGUUGAAGCAGCUACUGGAGUAGAUCUUGGAUCCUCUAGAUACAGUGGGAAAGGAAAAGGAGGGAAGAACAAAGGGAAGAAGAGGAAAUAUCCAAAUCUGACAGACUUGAAACAGGAGGCUAAUACGUCUCGUUCACGGCUGGAGAAGAAAGUCUUCAAUAAAGGGGCCAUGAAACGGGUGGUGAAAGCAAUGAAUCGAAUGGACCAGAAGAAGCAUGAGAAGUUUGCAAACCAGUUUAACUAUGCAUUGAAUUAAGUUGCAAGAAAACAGAGGACCAAAGAGGAGAAUUAACAAGACUGCAGCUGUACAAAACAUUUCUCAUACACCUUUAUAUUCAAACUAAAAUAUUGUGUUCUACAUUUUUACUGGGGUUAUUUUUUAAUUAGUGUCAACUUCUGGUAACUUAUUAAUAUUUGAUAAUGAACAUGAAUUUUAGCAAAGAUGUGUCUGUACAUAAUUGAAUGCAUUUAACAAUUUGAUAACUACUUGGAAUUUACAUUAAAUGGAACAAGCUUUAUGGCUUGUACUUAUUCUAAUUAAAAUG
Molecule: messenger RNA, 3128 nt
Organism: Terrapene triunguis (Three-toed box turtle)
Lineage: Eukaryota; Metazoa; Chordata; Testudines; Emydidae
Gene: UVSSA
Product: UV stimulated scaffold protein A
Exons: 13
Coding region: 602-2839 (745 amino acids)
Biological process (GO): transcription-coupled nucleotide-excision repair; response to UV
Cellular component (GO): chromosome
Molecular function (GO): RNA polymerase II complex binding
Source: RefSeq, a predicted model, not a curated record